UAUGAUGCUUAGAGGCCUGGAGGCCUUUGCAGAUCCACAUACGCUGUCAGGUAAAGCAGCCGAAAUGCCAGAUGACCUGUUCAGGCCUUUUCAUCAAUGUAUGUUUGCUUCUAUCCUCAUAGGAAUCUAUUACGGCAAGAGAACAGUCCAGAGGAAAUAUGCCAGACCCGGAAUCCAAGAGCUACAGGGAAUACCGGCCUCUCUGAUCAGUGAAUGGAAGGAGAUGUUUAAGACGUUGCCCCGAGUAAAAUGUCCAAGCUCCGGUUGUUGGCUAGAGUUUCCAAGCGUAUAUGGGCUAAAACAACAUUACCAGAGAUGCCAGGGGGCCGCACUCCUGUCCCGGAUGGUGGUCUCCUGCCCUCACUGUGAAGCCGUUUUCGCCUCAAGACCUCAGCUGCAGAAACACCUCACCUGGAACCACGCAGAUAAGGAGGAUAGCCGGGAGAGCAGGGCGAGUCCAACGGGCCUUCCUAGCAGGGCAAAAGAGAGGGUGGUAAAAAGAGGACCCCAAACCAACAGGGGGUCUAACCAGACAACAACAAUGGCUCCCCCAGAGGAGAACGGACACAUGGCGCACACCAAGGGCAGGGUGAAACAGGGAGACGCCUGUCUGUCCGAUGAGGAUCCAGAGAGGAUGAAGCACAGAAGGAAACAGAAAACGCCCAAAAAGUUCACAGGGGAGCAACCUUCCAUCACCACCACGUUUGGCUUAAAAGGCAUAGGAAAAGCAGAAGACAAAUCCAGGGUGAGACAGAGCAAGCUUGUACGGGGGAAAACAGGGGAGACAAAGAAGAGACAGGAGACUCCCAGUAUAAGACUGGGGCACAUCAUGGCUGCCUCUUCAGGCAGUGUGGACGACAAGUUCCAACGACAGACUAACAAAAGGGGGGAGGUGACCUGUCCGAACUGUGGAUCGGUUACCCGCAAGACGGUGGCAGGACUGCGGAAGCACAUGGAUGUAUGUGAGCAGCUACAAGAAGCUCUGAGGUGUCAGCACUGCAGGAAACAGUUUAAAUCAAAAGCUGGACUGAAUUACCACACUAUGGCCGAACACGUCAAUAAGUCUUCCAGCCCUGACCAGGUCCCGGUGGAUGACCCCAGGGAGCGGGAACGCCUGCGCAAAGUUCUCAAGCAGAUGGGAAAACUGCGCUGCCCCAAGGAGAAUUGCAUGGCUUCAUUCUCCAGUCUAAUGGGUUACCAGUACCACACACAGCGUUGCGGGCGAGAGCAGUGCGACCGGGAGAAACUGCACUUCUCUUGUCUUCAUUGCAGCAAGGCAUACCGAUCCAAAGCUGGGAGAGACUACCACAUGCGGACCGAACACUGCACAGACUUGAUUAGUCCAGAAGAACCAGAGCUGCCAUCAAAGCAGGAAGUGGAGAUUGAGGACUUUGAACGGACCCCAAGUGGGCGAGUAAGGAGGCGGUCAGCUCAGGUCGCAGUCUUCCAUCUACAAGAGAUCGCAGAGGAUGAGCUGACAAAGGAGGGAAGUCGUAGGAGGAUGAAGGAGGACCUUGUACCGGACAGUAAGAGGCUGAACUACCUCCGUCCCGGCCUGCCGACCUUUAACCCCAAACUUCUGGAUACUUGGAAGACCAAUGUUAAAGAAAACGGCUUCAUCUGCUGCCCUAAUAGUUGUUGUGAAGCAAUAUAUUCCAGUGUGUCCGGGCUAAAGGCUCAUCUUGCCAACUGCAACAAGCUGCUUUGUGUCUUGCAGGGUGAGUACUUGGUGGGCAAAUACAGAUGUCUCCUGUGCCAGAAGGAGUUCAGUUCUGAGAGUGGAGUGAAGUACCACAUCGUAAAGACACACUCGCAGAACUGGUUCCGGGUUUCUGCCGUCUCUUCAGUUGUUAAAAGGAAAAUAAAGCAAAACUUCUCCUCUAAUAAGUCAGCAAUGGAAGUGACCGGCAAGAAGAAAAAGAGGAAGAUAGAGGAGCAACUCUUGGUCGGUUCCACCCCUACUGCCACACCCCUGGACAAAGAGACUCUGCUUGCACUGAAUACACACUCUAACACGGCAACAGGUAGCGUUAUCGCCAAUGCACAUAAUGUGGAGCCCCCAGAGAAAAUUCAGAAAGUCGCCACAUUUAAGAGAGGGAAAUAACACAAUGUGCCGCAGGGCGCCAAUCCCAGAAUCGAGUUUUGUAGCCUUCAGAAAAUUGCGUUUUUCCGAGGCUUUGACACUGAUGCACUUCUGCCACCUUGCACAGGACCAAAUAAGAUUGCUAUAAAUAUCGCUCUACAGAUUUAUAACCUGGAUAGAGAAAUAAGAGGAUGUAAAUGAUACUGUCAAUAUUAUAUUUUAAAGUGCGGGAAAGGAUGCCGCAGUCCUUUCUGGAUAAGCGGCAGUUGAUGAGAAGUCACAUGACAUAUUCUUUGAGGGUUCCAUCAGAGGAACCCAAACUAGGGAGCGGAAAAUCGCUUAGCACUGAUGAUUGGGACUGUUUGAAGGGCUCAGAAAUUAGCACAAUAAUCGGGAGAACCAUUGACUGGGUAGGAAUAGUCUGCUCUAUUACUAGACUUAGACAGUGUAUGUGGACCUCCGCGACCAUCCUGUCAUGAAGCAAAACACCUGUGUUGUCAAGCUUUGAUAGAAGCAGUCAUGGCAUGACUGGUAUGUGUAUAUCUGAGGCAGUAAAGCUUAUUCUCCUCACCCCAGUCUAUCCUCCAGCUAGUAUGUAGUGUCUAUCCUCGAGCUAGUAUGGGGUAAAUAAGUCAUGUAGUGUCUAUCCCCCAGCUAGUAUGGGGUAAAUAAGUCAUGUAGUGUCCAUCCCCGAGCUAGCAUGGGGUAAAUAAGUCACUAGUGUCUAUCCCCGAGCUAGUAUGGGGUAAAUAAGUCAUGUAGUGUCCAUCUCCGAGCUAGUAUGGGGUAAAUAAGUCACUAGUGUCUAUCCCCGAGCUAGUAUGGGGUAAAUAAGUCACUAGUGUCUAUCCCCGAGCUAGUAUGGAGUAAAUAAGUCACUAGUGUCUAUCCCCCAGCUAGUAUGGGGUAAAUAAGUCACUAGUGUCUAUCCCCGAGCUAGUAUGGAGUAAAUAAGUCACUAGUGUCUAUCCCCCAGCUAGUAUGGGGUAAAUAAGUCACUAGUGUCUAUCUCCCAGCUAGUGUGGAGUAGAUAUGUCACUAGUGUCUAUCCCCCAGCUAGUAUGGGGUAAAUAAGUCAUGUAGUGUCCAUCCCCGAGCUAGCAUGGGGUAAAUAAGUCACUAGUGUCUAUCCCCGAGCUAGUAUGGGGUAAAUAAGUCACUAGUGUCUAUCCCUGAGCUAGUAUGGGGUAAAUAAGUCACUAGUGUCUAUCCUUGUGCUAGUAUGGGGUAAAUAAGUCACUAGUGUCUAUCCUUGUGCUAGUAUGGGGUAAAUAAGUCACUAGUGUCUAUCCCCGAGCUAGUAUGGAGUAAAUAAGUCACUAGUGUCUAUCCCCCAGCUAGUAUGGGGUAAAUAAGUCACUAGUGUCUAUCCCCAAGCUAGUAUGGGGUAAAUAAGUCACUAGUGUCUAUCUCCCAGCUAGUGUGGAGUAGAUAUGUCACUAGUGUCUAUCCCCCAGCUAGUAUGGGGUAAAUAAGUCAUGUAGUGUCCAUCCCCGAGCUAGCAUGGGGUAAAUAAGUCACUAGUGUCUAUCCCCGAGCUAGUAUGGGGUAAAUAAGUCACUAGUGUCGAUCCCCGAGCUAGUAUGGGGUAAAUAAGUCACUAGUGUCGAUCCCCGAGCUAGUAUGGGGUAAAUAAGUCACUAGUGUCGAUCCCCGAGCUAGUAUGGGGUAAAUAAGUCACUAGUGUCGAUCCCCGAGCUAGUAUGGGGUAAAUAAGUCACUAGUGUCGAUCCCCGAGCUAGUAUGGGGUAAAUAAGUCACUAGUGUCUGUCCCCCAACUAGUAUGGGGUAAAUAAGUCUCUAGUGUCUAUACCUGAGCUAGUAUGGGGUAAAUAAGUCUCUAGUGUCUAUUCCUGAGCUAGUAUGGGGUAAAUAAGUCACUAGUGUCGAUCCCCGAGCUAGUAUGGGGUAAAUAAGUCACUAGUCUCGAUCCCCGAGCUAGUAUGGGGUAAAUAAGUCACUAGUCUCGAUCCCCGAGCUAGUAUGGGGUAAAUAAGUCAUGUAGUGGCUUUCUUCUAUAAGAGAACCUGUGACAGCUGGACUUAUGCAUGAAUCAGAAUAUAAAGUCUUAAUAUAGCAGCUGUACAUACUUGCAUAUGAAAGAUUUAUUUCCCUCUGGCUAGGGGUAUGUUUGGGUGGCUAUUGUCUAGGUUGGUCGCGGCGAACCAGUGUUGGGUCUGCUAGCUUUAAUGAUGAUACAUUUAGGCUAGAAGGCACCUGGGUAAGAUCAGAAAAGUUAUCUGUCCACAGUGACCAUAUGGCGACUUUCUUUUGUUUUGAAUUUGACUCUUUACCUUGAUGUGCAACAGUCUGUUGACGUCUGACUAUUGCUGCCCGACAUCACACACUGUCUCCCAGCUUCUGGGUUUGCAUAACAGCAAUUGAAAAAAAAAACAUAAUUUUAAUUUGUUCGGGCUGUAUUAUUUGAUGCUGUUGUGCACACUCAGGAGUCAAGCGACAGCUCGUUAGAAGAAUGCACAUGCUCCACUUCUCUCAUAAAGGACAUCUCCUCGCUCUGUCUGCUUAUCAUACGCACACUGCAAACCCUUCCUGGCAGCUGGGACGGGGAAGUUGUACAGGUGAAGGAGGAGCUUUUGCCACAUUUACCGUAUUUAUCGCGGUAUAACGCGCUCCCGCGUAUACCGCGCACCCCUAAAGUGACCCCCAAUC
Messenger RNA from Rana temporaria (common frog), 4753 nucleotides. It is a transcript of the gene ZNF512B, whose product is annotated as zinc finger protein 512B. NCBI's taxonomy places the organism in Eukaryota, Metazoa, Chordata, Amphibia, Anura, Ranidae. The transcript has 15 exons. Bases 2 to 2104 code for a protein of 700 amino acids. The record is from RefSeq and is a predicted model, not a curated record. Gene Ontology annotation, molecular function: zinc ion binding.